Molecule: messenger RNA, 1204 nt
Organism: Colias croceus (clouded yellow)
Lineage: Eukaryota; Metazoa; Arthropoda; Insecta; Lepidoptera; Pieridae
Gene: MED27
Product: mediator of RNA polymerase II transcription subunit 27
Exons: 1
Coding region: 13-912 (299 amino acids)
Biological process (GO): regulation of transcription by RNA polymerase II
Cellular component (GO): mediator complex
Molecular function (GO): transcription coactivator activity
Source: RefSeq, a predicted model, not a curated record
CAAGUUAUCAAAAUGAAUCAAACAAUAAAUGUUGAUCAGUUAAAUUCCGCUUUAACAUCUCUAAGAACUCUACGAUCUAGCGUGAGUCAUGUAUUCGAAACCUUAUCGAAUGGCCUCAGAGCCGACCACGGUGAAGACGGAAAGGACAAAUUCCUUUUAGAACUCCAGGAACUUCUUAACAAUGUGAAUAUAAACGUACGAGAUUUGGAACAAACAGUGAACGGUUUACCGAUACCUACGGCACCGUUCAAUUUAGGUAAUACUACCUUUUUAAGUCAGGAAACAACACAGGACCGGCAAGCGUUGUAUACUCAGUUAGUAAACAGUUACAAGUGGACGGAUAAAAUACACGAAUACAGUUCGUUUGCUCAUACUUUGUUAAGUCAAAACUCUCUCAAAAGAUCGAACCUUAACUCUGGCAGUACGAAACGUCGAGGGAAACUACACAGUAACCACAACGUCGCUCCGUUACAAGUAGACAACGUAAUAAAUAACAUAGAUCGAUCUUACAAUGAUAUGAAAAUAACGAUAUCGCGGCCGUUCGCUAGCAAUGCUGUCGUCCAAAUCAACUUGAGCCACGUCUUGAAAGCUGUUGUAGCAUUCAAAGGGCUCUUAAUGGAGUGGGUGAUGGUGAAAGGUUAUGGGGAGACACUAGAUCUGUGGACAGAAUCUCGUCACAAUGUGUUCCGGAAGGUAACAGAAAAUGCACAUGCAGCUAUGUUGCACUUCUAUUCCCCUAUGCUUCCAGAAUUGGCUGUGCGUUCGUUUAUGACCUGGUUGCACAGCUAUGUGAAUCUAUUUAGUGAGCCGUGCAAGAGAUGUGGAUGUCACCUGCACCACACCUCGAUGCUACCACCAGCCUGGCGUGACUUCCGCACACUUGACCCGUUUCAUGACGAGUGCAAACAAUAGUCCAUGUGGUAUUGAAUGGGAAAGAGAGGCGGCGGUCGCGGGUAGCUUUCCCAUUCAAUACGUUAAAUAUUAUUAUGAAGUGCUUAAUGGAUUGUGAACUGAAUUGUGUAAAUAUUUUGUUUAUUGUGUAUACUGAAGGAACAAUUUGAUACUGUAAUAGUAUUGGAAUGUCCAAACCCAAACUGUCUUUACUGUCUUACUGAUAAUGGUUUACUGAUUAAUGUGUAAAAUUGAUUUCUUCAUGUGAAAUAUUAUAUGGUUGAUGAUGGUGAUAAUAUAAUAUGGUUUUGUA